Messenger RNA from Mesorhabditis spiculigera, 1326 nucleotides. The record is from the annotation of a GenBank genome assembly. NCBI's taxonomy places the organism in Eukaryota, Metazoa, Nematoda, Chromadorea, Rhabditida, Rhabditidae.
AUGCAGAAGUGGUUCCGUUGGCCUGUCAGCAUGUUCAUCUUCGUCAUCGUGGGCCUCUUCAUCGUCCCCAACGUUUCGCCCGUCACCCACUUGGCGUUCACCUCCGCCUCGGACAACGUCGAACAUCCGGCCAACGCUCGCCCUCAUCUUCCCUCAUCGGCCCAAAGGUCCGGCCCGUACGCAACCUUCUUCGACAAGAAUGACAACCUCCUGAUAGGCGCCAUCCAGCCGAACGACGCUCAUCCGCCGAUUCCGAAUGAGCGAAUAUGUACGAACCGCCACGGAACGGCCUCUACGCCGCUGACGCUGAUUCACGGGAUGUUGAACGACACCUCGUCGAGUGACGGGCCCUUUUCCAGCUGGGCUGCUAUCGGUACUGCCGCCUUCCUGCUCCUCGGUGUGCUCGGCGUGGUUCUACUUGUGCGCCUGUUGACACGCAAUUCCGACCUUGAGGGAAUCAUUGCAGACUCCGGCUCGACCAUCUUCCUCGUUGUGUUGCACAACUGCACCGGUGUGGUCCACGGAAACCACGUCACCGGGCCCGGCUUUAAACGGAUCGACCAACGACGCCAAGGCCUGCUCGCCUCGUCGCUCCACCGCCACUCCAACUACUGCAAAGGCCACAUCACGGUCUGGUACUUCAAACGGAUCGACCAAAGACGCCAAUGCCUGCUCGCCUCGUCGCUCCACCGCCACUCCAACUACUGCAAAGGCCACAUCACGGUCUGGUACUUCAAACGGAUCGACCAAAGACGCCAAUGCCUGCUCGCCUCGUCGCUCCACCGCCACUCCAACUACUGCAAAGGCCACAUCACGGUCUGGUACUUCAAACGGAUCGACCAAAGACGCCAAUGCCUGCUCGCCUCGUCGCUCCACCGCCACUCCAACUACUGCAAAGGCCACAUCACGGUCUGGUACUUCAAACGGGUCGGGACGAAAAUCAAAGGGCACGAAGACGCGCAAGGUGCACAAUGCUAUUUUUGUUAUGAGCCGAAGAAAGACACGAAGGGCGGAAUGGCUUUAUGCGGAGCCUGCAGCACGCGAGUAUCGGCCUGGGUACGUUGCCCUGAUGCCAUAUGCGUGGACCAAUCAGGGUGUUUUCUGCUCCCACGAUUGCGGAGUGAUGAGGUUUUUGCGGAGUCUCCCAACUUCCACCGAACCCUGGUGAUUAUCGCCAGUAGAUGCCAGAUGUGUUGGAUAUCGUUAGCCAGCCCGGCCCAGAUGAAAAAGCUGAUGGAGUACAAGGCCGAAUACGAGCUGCGAAAGGCCCAAAAGGAAGCGAAGAAGGUGCCGGGCAAUGUUGAAGACAAGAAGAAGAAGCGCCGU